AGAAGGGGGCGCGGUCUCAAUUCUGCCACCUUCCCCCGGGCCAGGAGCGCAGCCGCCGCCGCCGCCGCCGCCGCGUCCUCUCAGCCUUGCGCUCCUCCCGCUGCCUCUGCCGCCGCAGCCCGGCCCAGGAGCGCAGAGCCGUGGGCACCGGCCCCGCAGCCUAACCACCCUUCGGGCCGCGUGCGCUGCCGCAGGCAUGGGGGGCCACUAAGAGCGGGCACUCCUUCCCUCUGGCACCUCCCCCGGCCACUGGCCACUGGACUCCGGCCAGCGAGCCUCGGGCACCUCUGGCCCCCAGUCCAGCGCCUGGCCCGGCCCUCCGCUCUGCCCCUCCGGCUCUGAGCAUCGUGUCCCCGCCCCCCCCGCCCGUGCCUGGGACACCUGGGUCCCCCGGCGGCCCCGAGCAGAGGGGCGGGGUGGGGGGGGGGCAUGAAGCCGCUGGAGAAAUUUCUGAAGAAGCAGACGUCGCAGCUGGCGGGGCGAACGGUGGCGGGAGGUUCCGGCGGGGGUCCGGGGAGCUGCGGCGGGCCUGGAGGGGGUGGGGGACCUGGCGGGGGCGGCGGUCCAGCCGGGGGACCGCGGCCGCUGCAGCGGCGUCAGAGCGUGUCUCGCCUGCUGCUCCCAGCUUUCCUGCGGGAGCCCCCCGCCGAGCCGGGGCUGGAGCCGCCCCCAGAGGAGGACGGGGGAGAGCCGGCGGGGGUCGCGGAGGAGCUCGUCAGCGGGGGACCCUGUUGGCUGCAGCUAGAGGAGGUGCCGGGGCCCGGGCCUCUCGGGGGAGGGGGGCCCCUGCGCUCCCCUUCCUCAUACUCCUCAGACGAGCUGUCCCCAGGCGAGCCUCUGACUUCCCCACCCUGGGCCCCUCUGGGCGCCCCCGAGCGGCCGGAGCAUCUUCUGAACCGGGUUCUGGAGCGGCUGGCCGGAGGGGCCACCAGGGACAGCGCCGCCUCAGAUAUCCUGCUGGAUGACAUCGUCCUCACCCAUUCUCUCUUCCUUCCCACGGAGAAAUUUCUGCAGGAGCUACACCAGUACUUUGUUUGGGCAGGAGGCAUGGAGGGCCCCGAGGGGCUGGGCCGGAAGCAAGCCUGUCUAGCCAUGCUCCUUCAUUUCCUGGACACCUACCAGGGGCUGCUGCAGGAGGAAGAGGGGGCUGGCCGCAUCAUCAAGGAUCUGUACCUGCUGAUCAUGAAGGAUGAGUCCCUUUACCAGGACCUCCGAGAGGACACACUGAGGCUGCACCAGCUUGUGGAAACAGUGGAGCUAAAGAUCCCAGAGGAGAGCCAGCUGCCCAGCAAGCAGGUGAAGCCACUCUUCCGCCACUUCCGUCGGAUAGACUCCUGUCUGCAGACCCGCGUGGCCUUCCGGGGUUCCGAUGAGAUCUUCUGCCGGGUCUACAUGCCUGACCACUCUUACGUGACCAUACGCAGCCGCCUCUCAGCAUCUGUGCAGGACAUUCUGGGCUCUGUGACGGAGAAAUUGCAGUACUCAGAGGAGCCUGCAGGGCGUGAGGAUUCCCUUAUCCUCGUAGCUGUGGCCUCCUCAGGAGCUUGUCUUCCUGCAGAGAAGGUCCUUCUCCAGCCGACAGAAGACUGUGUCUUCACCACGCUGGGCAUCAACAGCCACCUGUUUGCCUGCACUCGAGACAGCUAUGAGGCCCUGGUGCCGCUCCCCGAGGAGAUCCAGGUCUCCCCUGGAGACACAGAGAUCCACCGAGGGGAGCCUGAGGACGUUGCCAACCACCUUACCGCCUUCCACUGGGAGCUGUUCCGCUGUGUGCACGAGCUGGAGUUCGUGGACUAUGUGUUCCACGGGGAGCGCGGCCGCCGCGAGACGGCCAACCUGGAGCUGCUGCUGCAGCGCUGCAGCGAGGUCACGCAUUGGGUGGCCACCGAGGUGCUGCUCUGCGAGGCUCCGGGCAAGCGCGCGCAGCUGCUCAAGAAGUUCAUCAAGAUCGCGGCCAUCUGCAAGCAGAACCAGGACCUGCUGUCCUUCUACGCCGUGGUCAUGGGGCUGGACAACGCCGCGGUCAGCCGCCUGAGGCUCACCUGGGAGAAGCUGCCAGGGAAAUUCAAGAACUUGUUCCGCAAAUUUGAGAACCUGACAGACCCCUGCAGGAAUCACAAAAGCUACCGAGAAGUGAUCUCCAAAAUGAAACCCCCUGUGAUUCCUUUCGUGCCUCUGAUCCUCAAAGACCUGACUUUCCUGCACGAGGGGAGUAAGACCCUUGUAGAUGGUUUGGUGAACAUUGAGAAGCUGCACUCGGUGGCGGAAAAAGUGAGGACAGUCCGCAAAUACCGGAGCCAGCCCCUUUGCCUUGAUAUGGAGGCCUCCCCCCACCACCUGCAGACCAAGGCCUACGUGCGCCAGUUCCAGGUCAUCGACAACCAGAACCUCCUCUUCGAGCUCUCCUACAAGCUGGAGGCCAAUAGUCAGUGAGAAGUGAGGUUCUGGCUGGCCCCUCACCAGGGUUUUCUGGCAUCUGACACUCAAGCACUUUGCACGAAGUCCCAAUCCACAUCUGACAUCUUUCCCCAGGAGCCGCUUCCCACUGCAUGGGAAAGAGUUGGGUGGAUUUAGCCCUGGACUCAUAAGCCUGUUCGUCCUGCUGAAGUCCUCUCCCCUUUGCUCCUUCAAGCCCAAACCACACUCUGCUGGUGCCUGCCCUCCCAGGGGAAGGGGGCGGAGAGCUCCUUCCCCGGCCCCUCCCACUGAGGUCUGUUCCAGGGAUGGAGUUCCCAACCUCCUCUUCCCAAGCAGGCAGGAAAGCUGCCGCCCUUCUGUCUCGCAGAGCCGAGUUGUAGGAGGGAUUGACGACCUUCCUCUCCACCACCUGCCUGGCUUCUCCCUGGUCAGGGCUGGGACCCCUAGAUGUACCCCCGAGUACUAAUUGUCCUUGUGUCUGUGAGUGUGUGAGUGUGCAUGUGUCCCCUUUGAAGGAGCAGGAGUGCAUCUGGUAACUGAGGGAGAGUGUUGUGUGUGCUGGGGAGGAGGUCCUUCUGUUUGGUGCUACCCAUGUCUAUUCUGCCCCUGGGACAGUGCGGGGUGCUUUCUCCACCCCCACCACUCCCUGCCCAGCUCCUCUGCUGCGCCGCAGGCCCAGGCUUCUGGGUGAAGCUGCUCAGGAGGGCAGGGAGCAGCAGCAGAUGGGAGGGUUACCCGUCAGCCCUUACGAGUCCCCACUCAGGUCUCCUAAAGUCCCUGGGCUCCGAUGAGACAGUAAAAGAUGCUCAGGGAAACACAGUCCUAUGCUGCCUACAGGACCCUCCCUCUGCGUUGCAGUGGGGUGAGGUGUGGCGGUAUCAGGAGUCAGGGGUGCAUGCUGUCCAUACUCCUGCUUUUAGGGUGUCUCACUGCUAAGAAAGGAGUUGUCAUCUCCCUUCUGGCUCUUCUGUGGGAUACCAACACACGGUCUCAUCCUCCUCCCUGUUGUGACUGCCACUCUGUCCUUCCCAUCAGAGCUGGGUGGGGUGGCCCCUGUACCUGGGGCAGGCAGCCCCCCAAUGUGGGGAAGGGAACGGCAAAGACUAGAAAGGCAAAACUGGGCCCUGGCGAUGCCUUUAUUACCUCUCUGUCUCCCCUCCCUCUCCCGUCACGGGCCGCCAGGGCUGAGUUGCGCAGGGCUCCGGCAGCUACGGGGUGAGGUUUCCUGGCACAGCCUCACCCUCCUUUCUGGCACCACCUCUUUCCCUUCCGAAGAGGCAUCAGCAGCAGAAGCCAAAGCAGAUGCUGCUCUUGCUCUGAGGGUGUAUAUAUAUUUUUACCAAAAGCUCGGAAAUUGUAAAUUUAUUUUUUAAAACUCAAAGAGGGAAAGAGCCUUGUAUCAUAUGUAAACUAUGUAUCAUAGGUUAUGUUGUACAGUCUCUUUUAUACAGCGGUCUGUCUUGUUCCUGCCGCAAAAAAAUGUCUAUAGACUCCCCACCCCCAACACAUUCACAGGCACUGUGUCCCACCCCCUCCAUCCCUUAAGGACAGUGACCAUCUGUCUACUCCUCCCUGCUACUGAUGAUGUGCCCUCCUCUCCCUGCAGCCACCCUUCCUCCCGACCCCUCUCAGCAGCUUUGUCGCUUCAGCUCUCACAGUCCUCCCCAGGCCCAGUGCCCACUGGUCCAGUCUCAGCUGCUGCCUGCUCCUAGCCUUGACGCCUGCCCUCCUGCCGCCCAGACGCUUCCUGGUCCCCUUUCUGUGCCCGCAGCUUUACCAGAGUGAACCGUGUGUACUGUACAGUCUCGGUUGUCAUCGCAGAAACCUCCUGGUUUAAAACCCAUAAACUUCCGAGAGUAAAAGCCGAUAAAAGUCUAUGAAUCAACCCGCCUGCUGUUCUCCAUUCUGUUUCUUUGAGCCUGGGGAAGGAAGGGCCGAGGGAGGGGAGAGGGAACUGCCUCUCAGGGCUCCGGACUACCUCAACCGGGCUGUUCUGGAGUGACUUUGAAAAUGUGGGUGGGAAGAAAAGUUGCUAACCUUGGGAGAAAUGCCACCCAGUGCCUGGGACUUUCAAGAGGGGAUGUUUUAGUUCUUCCAUGUUCCAGGUGCCAUGGAUAUGUGAUCUCGUUUAAUUCUAACACUGUGAGGUGGAAGCUAGAAACUGGGAAGUCCCAGAAGAAUGUCCAAGUUACAGGGUGAGCGAGGGGGCAGAAUGGGGCCCCUAACCCUGAUCUGUCCACUGCAGACAGCAGUCACAUUCUCUAGCUGCUACCCAGACAGCAUGCACUCUGCAUACAACCAGUAUCUACCAGUUAUACUAAGAUGUGGGGCAUCUAGAGCCCAGUGUUAGGCUCUAAUGAGAGCCUGAGCUCCAGCAGAUACUGUAUACUCAAACAGCUGUACAUGAGCCCCUGACCUUCCCUCGUCCUGCAUCUCAGGAAAUGGUCCUCUCAUCCACCCAAGUUUUCCAGACAAGAUUCUAGGACUCACCCCUGAUGUCGCUUUCCCUCAUCCCUCACUCAUCUCAUCGGCCCAACCCGGUGGCUGCAAUUUCAGAACACAUCCUGGGACUUCCCUGGUGAUCCAGUGGUAAGACUCUGUGCUUCCAAUGCAGGGGGCUCGGGUUCGAUCCCUGGUCGGGAAGCUAAGAUCCCUUAUGCCUCACCAAAAAACAAACAAACAAACAAACAAACAGGACAACCAAAUACAGAACACAUCUGGAUUGGUCUAUAUCUCUACGACUUCUCUGUUACCAUCUAGUCCAAACCAAUUUCAUGUCUUCCCUUUAGGAUUGCACUAGCCUCCUACCUGGGCUCUCGGCUUCCCCUCUCCAGCCUACUCCUAACCCCGCCAGUUGGUUCUCCACCAUUGUAGCCAGCGUGCUCUUUUACAAACCUAAAUCAGAUAGUGUAUGGCUAAACUUAAAGAGCAGCGAUACUAGGUAUCAGUGAGGAUGCGGAGCAACUGGCACUUUUAUACAUUGCUGGCGGGAGUGUAAAUUGGUACAGCCAGUUUGGAGAACUGUUUGGUUGUAUCUACUAAAACUAAAUGUACACUAUACCUGUGACCUAGCAUUUCAACCUCUAGGUGUAUACCCAAGAGAAAUUAGUGCUUAUGUCACCAAAAGACAUGUACAAAGGUGAUCAUAGCAGUUUUAUUCAUGACAAAGAAGUUGGGAAAAACCCAAGUGUCCUUCAACAGCUGAAUGGACAAAUCAAUUGUAGUAAAUUCUUAUAAUGGAAUAUUACAUAGCAAUAAAAAGGAACAAACGACUACUACUACCUAUGUAAAUGAAUCUCAUAGACAUAAUAUUGAGUAAACGAAGCCAGACAUGUAGACUACACACUGUAUAAUUCUGUUUAGAGAAGUUAAAAAACAGGAAUAUUAUGAGGAUAGAAGUGAAAAUAGUGGUUACUCGUGGGGUGGGAAAGAGUAUUGAAGGGGUGUGAAGGAGCCCUCUGUAGUCAUAAUAAUGUUCUGUAUCUUUUAUUGAAAUAUAGUUGAUUUACAAUGUUAUGUUAGUUUCAGAUGUACAGCAAAGUGAUUCAGUUAUAUAUAUACAUACACAUAUGUGUACAUAUGUGUAUAUGUAUAUAUAUAUAUUCUUUUCCAUUAUAGGUUAUUAAAGAUAUUGAAUAUAGUUCCUUGUGCUAUACAGUAGGUCCUUGUUGUUUAUCUAUUUUAUAUAUAGUAGUGUGUAUCUGUUAAUCCCAAACUCCUAAUUUAUUCCUUCCCCUUUCCCCCUUGGUAACCAUAAGUUUAUUUUCUAUGUCUGUGAGUCUAUUUCUAUUUUGUAAAUAAGUUGCUUUGUAUCAUUGUUUUAGAUUCCACGUAUAAGUGAUAUCAUAUGACAUUUGUCUUUGUCUGACUUACUUCACUUAGUAUGAUAAUCUCAGGUCCAUCUAUGUUGCUGCAAAUGGCAACAUUUCAUUCUUUUUUAUGGCUGAAUAGUAUUACGUUGUAUAUAUGUACCACAUCUUCCUUUAUCCAUUCAUCUGUCGAUGGACAUUUAGAUUGCUUCCAUGUCUUGGCUACUUCUAUGAACAUAAUGUUCUAUAUCUUGACCUGGAUGUGGUUACGUGUGUGUGUGUGUGUGUGUGUGUGUGUGUGUGUGUGUGUUCAUUGAGAUUUAUAUAUUUCACUGUAGUGUUACAUUUCAACUAAAACAAUUCCAAUUAUAACACUCCUCUUUUUUUGUUUUAUUUUUAAAUAA
Hippopotamus amphibius kiboko is the source of this 6631-nucleotide messenger RNA. It is a transcript of the gene RAPGEFL1, whose product is annotated as Rap guanine nucleotide exchange factor like 1. The record is from RefSeq and is a predicted model, not a curated record. Gene Ontology annotation, molecular function: guanyl-nucleotide exchange factor activity. Gene Ontology annotation, cellular component: plasma membrane. Gene Ontology annotation, biological process: positive regulation of GTPase activity; Ras protein signal transduction. The coding region runs from base 430 to 2433 and encodes 667 amino acids. NCBI's taxonomy places the organism in Eukaryota, Metazoa, Chordata, Mammalia, Artiodactyla, Hippopotamidae. The transcript is spliced from 15 exons.